UUAACACUGAGGAAAGUACAGACAGACCAGAUCUACAGAGAGAACUGCUUGUUCUUAACUCUCUCUCUGUCUCUCUUCUUCUUCUAUAUCAAUAUGUGAUACAAGAUCAUCUAGUGAUCGUGGCGUUUUCGAUUUUGCUUGAUCUUCGCGUAUACGUGUACUUGAUCCCCGAGUGCUUUUUCGGCGUGAGUGCGGUGGUUUAGGGCGGAGCUUUCAGUGAUUGGAGAGAAUGUUGACGAAGUUUGAGACCAAGAGUAAUAGGGUGAAGGGACUCAGUUUCCACAGUAAGAGACCGUGGAUCCUUGCGUCUCUCCAUAGUGGCGUGAUCCAGCUGUGGGAUUAUCGCAUGGGGACUCUGAUUGAUCGGUUUGAUGAGCAUGAUGGCCCUGUUCGUGGGGUGCAUUUCCACAAGUCACAACCUCUUUUUGUAUCUGGAGGAGAUGAUUACAAAAUUAAAGUUUGGAACUACAAGACAUGCAGGUGCCUUUUCACCCUUCUAGGACAUCUUGAUUACAUCCGUACCGUGCAGUUCCAUCAUGAGCAUCCGUGGAUAGUGAGUUCUAGCGAUGAUCAGACUAUUCGCAUAUGGAACUGGCAGUCUCGUACUUGCAUCUCUGUCUUGACUGGUCACAAUCAUUAUGUCAUGCGUGCUUCAUUCCACCCGAAAGAGGACCUUGUCGUGUCAGCUUCCCUUGAUCAAACCGUGCGUGUAUGGGAUAUCAGUGCCUUAAAAAAGAAGACAGCUUCCCCUGGUGAUGACUUGUUGCGGCUGAGUCAGAUGAAUACAGACUUAUUUGGUGGUGUGGAUGCUGUUGUAAAGUAUGUCUUGGAAGGCCAUGAUCGAGGUGUCAACUGGGCUACAUUUCAUCCCACCCUGCCCCUAAUUGUCUCUGGAGCAGAUGAUCGCCAAGUAAAGUUAUGGCGCAUGAAUGAUACAAAGGCUUGGGAAGUGGACACUCUCAGAGGGCACAUGAACAACGUGUCUUGUGUUAUGUUCCAUGCAAAACACGACAUAAUUGUAUCCAAUUCGGAAGACAAAAGUAUCCGUGUUUGGGAUGCGACAAAGAGAACUGGAAUUCAAACUUUUCGACGGGAGCAUGACCGUUUCUGGAUACUUGCUUCUCAUCCUGAAAUGAAUCUUUUGGCAGCGGGUCAUGACAGUGGCAUGAUAGUGUUUAAGUUGGAGAGAGAGCGACCUCCCUUUGCUGUGAGCAAUGAUAUUCUGUUUUACACCAAAGACCGUUUCUUGCGCUGUUAUGAGUUUUCUAGUCAGCAGGAUACCCAGGUUACUCCUAUUAGACGCCCUGGAUCUACCAGCCUCAACCAAAGCCCAAAAACGCUCUCUUACAGUCCUACAGAAAAUGCUCUUCUUAUUUGCUCUGAUGUGGAUGGAGGAUCUUAUGAACUGUAUGUCAUACUGAAAGAUAGUGCUGGGAGGGGUGACAGUGUUCAAGAGGCAAAGAGAGGUGCUGGGGGAUCUGCUGUUUUUGUAACUCGAAAUAGGUUUGCAGUGCUUGACAAAAGCAGCAAUCAAGUAUUGGUAAAGAAUCUAAAGAAUGAGAUUGUUAAGAAGAGCGGGCUUCCUUUUGCUGCGGAUGCAAUUUUUUAUGCUGGAACCGGUAACUUGCUGUGUAGGGCAGAAGACAGAGUCUACACAUAUGAUCUCCAGCAGAGGUUGGUUCUUGGUGAGCUGCAAACCCCCUUUAUCAAAUAUGUUGUGUGGUCAAAUGACAUGGAAAGUGUUGCCUUGCUAAGCAAACACGCAAUUCUUAUUGCUUGCAAGAAGCUUGUCCACAAAUGCACUAUGCAUGAGACCAUUCGUGUAAAGAGUGGAGCCUGGGAUGACAAUGGUGUAUUUAUCUAUACUACAUUGAACCAUAUUAAGUACUACCUCCCUAAUGGUGAUACUGGAAUUAUUAGAACUCUUGAUGUGCCUAUCUACAUUACUAAGGUUACAGGGAAUACAAUCUUUUGCUUGGACCGUGAUGGAAAGAACAGAGCUAUGGUUAUUGAUGCAAUGGAGUAUACUUUCAAGAUGUCUUUGCUGAAGAAGAGAUAUGAUCAUGUCAUGAGCAUGAUAAGGAACUCUCAACUCUGUGGGCAGGCUAUGAUUGCAUAUCUGCAGCAAAAGGGAUUUCCUGAAGUGGCUCUUCAUUUUGUAAAGGAUGAGAGGACACGGUUCCAUUUGGCUCUGGAGAGUGGCAACAUCCAAAUUGCAGUUGCCUCAGCUAAGGAAAUUGAUGAGAAGGAUCAUUGGUACAGAUUGGGGGUCGAGGCUCUUCGCCAAGGCAAUGCCGGCAUUGUUGAGUAUGCUUAUCAGAGGACUAAGAACUUUGAGAGGCUUUCUUUCCUUUAUCUUAUAACUGGAAACAUAGACAAAUCGACCAAAAUGCUGAAAAUCGCCGAAGUGAAGAAUGAUGUCAUGGGGCAAUUUCAUAAUGCUUUGUACUUAGGAGAUGUUCGAGAGCGUGUUAAGAUAUUAGAGAAUGCUGGGCAGUUGCAUCUUGCUUAUACGUCUGCUUCAGUGCAUGGGUUACAGGAUGUAGCUGAGAGGCUAGCGGCUGAAUUGGGAGAUUCUAUUCCUUCUUUGCCAGAUGGAAAGCGACCUUCCCUUUUGAUGCCCCCAAUACCUGUAAUAUGUGGUGGUGAUUGGCCUCUUUUGAGAGUCAUGAAAGGCGUAUUCGAAGGUGGGUUAGAUAAUGUCGGCAAGGGUACUGCAGGUGAAGAUGAAGAGGGUGUCGAAGGUGAUUGGGGAGAGGAACUGGAUAUGGUUGAUGCGAAUGGUUUACCCAACGGAGAUGUGACAGCUAUUAUGGACGAUGAUGAAGCUGGUGAAGAAAACAAGGAAGAGGGAGGCUGGGACCUUGAAGAUUUGGAGCUUCCUCCUGAGGCAGAAACCCCUAGGGCUUCUGUAAGUUCUCGCCAAACUGUUUUUGUUGCCCCAACUCCGGGCAUGUCAGUGAGUCAAAUAUGGAUCCAGAAAUCGUCUCUUGCUGCUGAACAUGCAGCCGCUGGUAAUUUCGAAACAGCGAUGAGGCUACUGAAUAGGCAACUCGGAAUUCGUAAUUUUGCUACAUUGAGAUCCAUGUUCCUUGAUCUUCACAGUAGCAGCCACGCCUAUCUACGUGCCUUCUCUUCUGCUCCAGUGAUAUCUCUGGCUGUUGAGCGUGGUUGGAGUGAGUCUGCAACCCCUAAUGUUCGGGGUCCACCAGCAGUUAUUUUCAGUUUUUCUCAAAUGGAAGAGAAGCUCAGGGCUGGUUAUCGGGCCACAACAGCAGGGAAAUUUACUGAGGCUCUUCGGCUCUUCCUCAGUGUUCUUCACACAAUUCCACUUAUUGUGGUGGAAUCAAGAAGAGCAGUUGAUGAAGUUAAGGAGUUGAUCGUCAUAGUCAAAGAGUAUGUCUUGGGUCUGCAAAUGGAGGUUGGGAGGAGAGAAAUUAAGGACAAUCCUGUGCGCCAGCAGGAACUUGCAGCCUACUUCACGCACUGCAAUCUUCAAGUGCCUCACUUGAGGCUGGCCUUGCUGAAUGCAAUUAAUGUAUGCUACAGGGCAAGAAACCUUGCUACAGCAGCAAACUUUGCCCGACGGCUUCUAGAGACCAAUCCCACCAUUGAAAAUCAAGCAAAGACGGCAAGACAAGUUCUGCAGGCGGCUGAGAGGAAUAUGACAGAUGCCGCUGCGCUAAAUUAUGAUUUUAGAAAUCCAUUUGUGGUAUGUGGGGCUACCUAUGUGCCAAUAUACCGAGGACAGAAGCAUGUAUGCUGCCCAUUCUGCAGCGCCCAGUUUUUGCCUAGCCAGGAAGGGCAGGUUUGUAGUGUGUGUGAUCUUGCAGUGGUUGGAGCAGAUGCUUCAGGAUUACUCUGUUGCCCGUCUCAGGUACGAUGAUCUGUCUAUGUAACCAAGGAACACACUUCCAACUUUCUUGUUUUUGUUUUUGUUUUUGUUUUUUGUUUUUUCGUGGUUUGACACUGUAGUUGCACGUGUUGGCUCAUUGACAUGAACAGCAGUUAAGAAAUUUACAUGUCAAAUCUUAUGGUGAAUUGUUUGUUGUCUCCUAUAUCAUCAUCUAAUUUUCCUUUAAGUAGAUGUUAAGAUUUU
This is a messenger RNA of Rhodamnia argentea, 4099 nucleotides long. Its product is annotated as coatomer subunit alpha-2-like. Gene Ontology annotation, molecular function: structural molecule activity; protein binding. Gene Ontology annotation, biological process: endoplasmic reticulum to Golgi vesicle-mediated transport; intra-Golgi vesicle-mediated transport; retrograde vesicle-mediated transport, Golgi to endoplasmic reticulum. NCBI's taxonomy places the organism in Eukaryota, Viridiplantae, Streptophyta, Magnoliopsida, Myrtales, Myrtaceae. The record is from RefSeq and is a predicted model, not a curated record. Bases 230 to 3886 code for a protein of 1218 amino acids. Gene Ontology annotation, cellular component: COPI vesicle coat. The transcript is spliced from 4 exons.